Centropristis striata (black sea bass) is the source of this 4288-nucleotide messenger RNA. RefSeq names its product ring finger protein 26 (gene rnf26). Gene Ontology annotation, molecular function: ubiquitin protein ligase activity. The transcript has a single exon. The coding region runs from base 471 to 1814 and encodes 447 amino acids. The record is from RefSeq and is a predicted model, not a curated record. Lineage: Eukaryota; Metazoa; Chordata; Actinopteri; Perciformes; Serranidae. Gene Ontology annotation, biological process: protein ubiquitination; ubiquitin-dependent protein catabolic process.
AAGCUCAGCAGCCUCGACCAAAACAAAUAUGGCGGCUACAGUAACGACGGUUGACAUAUCGAAGCUUUCUCCGUGUUUUUUCUCCGUCUCUUUUGAUUUCCGCCUGUCUGUUUUGCAGAUUUGACAUUUUGUAAACGGAUUGUGUCGCGAGGAAAAUGUUUCUGGAGUAUAUUUUUCUAACGGAGAGCUGAAAAGAAACCAGGAAAACAAACGGAAGUGUGUGCCUCUGGUUUGAAACUAAACAUCCGCCGCUGUAACGCGUGUGUUUACAAGUUAGCUCGUCGCUUCGGCCGAAAGAAAUACGAGGAAAAUAUGAAAAGCAGCCGCAUCACCCCUUUAACAGUAAGAAGCACGGUGUAUUGUUCCGCCUGAUACAACGGAGAAGCGACACGGUCCGGGAUGUAGCUAACUAAAGUGACUUUGCUGUGGGGAGCACUGAAAGGUAAACACCGAGUUAAAGCUACGUGACCAUGGGUUUGGUGAACUUUGUCAUCUCCACUGUUGGAAAAUGUCUGGACGCCGUGUGUUUGUUGCUGGACCUGAAUUUUGUCGUGGUCCACACCGUGGUGCAGACAGUCCUGGCGGUGAUCACCUUCAUAAACAGCCUGCCCAGCCUCCUCCUCAGCUCCAUCAUGGAGCUGGGGAACCUCACCGUGUUCUCCCUGGUGUCCAUGGCGGAGGCGACGACCAACGUAGCCCACGGCACCGUCACCAUGCUGGGGAGCUUGGUGUUGGCUCUGGAGGGGCUGCUGGAGAGCCUGAAGAUGGUGGGCUACCUGUCCAUGCACGUCCUGCUCCGUGGGAAGGAGCAGCUGUGUCGAGGGCUGCUGUCGCUGCUGGAGGGCUGCGGCAUCGCUGUCAGCCUGGUGGUCUAUUUCACCAACACCCUGGUCAACUUUGCCCUCAUUGCCACCCAGAACAUCUACUCAGUGCUGGUUAGCGUGUGGCAGACGGUGUCCAGCCCGCUGCAGAAGGUGCUGGAGCUCACGCUGACCUCCUUCACCUUCCUCUACAGCAGCCUGGUUGGGACUUCAGCGUUCCUGUGGUCACCCUGCAAACUGCUGUUGGACUUCCUCGUCUCGCUAGUUCAUAUGUUCAUCAGCGUCUUCAUAUUGAACAUCUACGGACUCCUGCUCACUGUUACUAUUGCUCUCACUACCACUGCCUACAUGAAUCCAGAGCUGACCCGACAGGCUGUCGUGCAAAUUGUGGAUUACAUCAACUCUUUCCCUGCCUUGCACAGACUCUAUCUAGCUCUUCACCGCCUCGCUUCAGCCUUGCAGAGCUCCCCGCACUUUGUACGUGGCUCCAUGCAGCGUCUGCAAAGAAUACUCCAUCACCUCUACAUGCUAGAGAGAGGACUUUGGCAGCAACUGUCUCGACUCAGCAGCCGGCUAGGUCUGGCUCUGAGGACGCAGCUCAACAGGGACAACAGAGUACACGGCGAUGGCGACCCCGGAGAGGAGAGACGCGACCCGCCGGACGGAAGAGCAGGCGAUGGAACCCACCAGGAGCUGCUGGAUUUAGUUAUCCCCUCAUCAAGCACAGACAGACCGCUAAAGAAGCAGACGUCUUUAGGCAAAGACGGUAAAUCUCUGCCUGCUGAGAAUCUGCUGACUCUACUGAAGGAGCAGGAGGAGAGGAAGAAGUGUGUGAUCUGUCAGGACUGUACCAAGACGGUGGUGCUGCUGCCGUGCAGGCAUCUCUGCUUGUGUAGAGACUGUACGAACAUCCUGCUGAGGCAGCCCAUAUACCAACAGAACUGCCCGCUCUGUCGGCACAUGAUACUCAGCACUAUGGACGUGUAUCUAUGAGGGGCCAAGUGGAUCUGUUGGCGUCUGAGCACAGGGGACAGCCUGUCAGUAUCUAUACUUAAAGUUUUACGACCACUGACAUCAUGUAUGACUUGUGUUUUUACUCAGUUGUGUUCAAAUACUCUAAAUUUGGCAACAAAUCCCAUGCUAAGACCAAAGUUAGUCUAUCUGUUAAUACUUUUCUGCCUGGACAGUGGCACUCAGCCCCAAGCUUAUUCAUUUUCAUUUAAGUAGUUAAAAAAAAAUCUCACUCAAGCAGGUAUCAAUGGGUCAAUUUGGAAGUAAGAUCUUGUGGGAUUUAUUGAUAAUCACAAAUAUGGUCAAACUUAUCUCAUUAAAUCUGAUGACAGGAAAGGAAAACCAAGAAAACCCAAACUGUCCCUGUUUCAGAACAUAUGUACAAUGUGUUAAUCUUUAUAAGGGCUGGGCCAAACGGAGAACAUUAAAUAUCACAAUGUUUUUUGCCAAAUACCUCAAUAUCAAUAUUGCGACAAUAUUUACGCAAUGAGAUUAUUGAUAAAUAAUCAUCAGAAAUGUGGAUAUAAUGACUUGUGUUUGAAGGAAAAUAAUUAACAGCAAGAACAGUCUGGCUAGUUCAGAAAAUGCCUCACUCUACUGUAAUGCAGCCUUUAAAACCAGGAAAAGGAAACACAUAGACUUGUAUCACACUAUCGAUAUCUUAUCAAUAAACUGCCCAGCUGUAAUGCUUAUAGUUUACUGUUUUUGCAGUUAGUAUAAAAGAAAUCAACAUACUUUACUGUGCCAACUAAGGGAAUAGGAAAUUAUUAGGAUAUCAUGAUUCUCCAAAAACACGAUUCAAUUAGACUUUAAUGCCACGAUUCGAUUCAAUAUUUGAUUUAAGCUUUUUCUUUCAUCACUGACAGUUGUUACAUCAUUAGACUAUCAAAUCCUGAUUCGUAACAAUUAACAGAUCAUUGGUUUUAUGCACUGAUACCUGUUACACACAUUUUCUAAUCCUUUAAAGAGAUGGGUUACAAGGUAUCAAGUGUGUUAUGACCAUAUGGUUACAUUUAAGUAGUCUGUUAUAUGACCAAUCCUGCUUUUGAUUUUGACCUUUUGCACUGUCGGGUGUCAGUGAAACUUCAACUUUAAAAUGCCACUACCAAAUAAGAACAGUUUCAUUACUGUUACACAUUACAUUACUAUUUUUUCCAGCUAUAAGCAGCUCCUGCAUGUCUUUUGUGCAUUGCAUUGUGGGAGAAUAGUGUCCAUCACCAGUACAGUACACUCAAAAAGCUAUUUUUUUUUCUGUAUGUAUACUGACUGUUUUGAGUUACAUUAUUCCGUAGCUUUUGUCGUGAACAUCCGACAUUGGAACCCUGCUUAGAAUAACUUUGUAGUAUAGAUUUGGGACACAAUCUGUUUAAGAUGCACCUGUUCAUAUCCCAGUAUUGCCACGUUGAGUCUCAGGUCUCUUAGCCAUAGUAACCCGCCAGUGCCCUCGCUGAUGCUGAAAUGUUUACCACCGCUCAUGUCUUAAAAUGUUGUGCUUUCAGUGGGCCAAGCUCUGAAGAAGAUAAAACUGUGCUUUACUGCAUGAUGAUACGAAUGAUUCCAUACAGUGUAUUCAAAGCAACGCCACAAUCUUUCUGUUCUGUUGUAAAAAAGCUUUUUACCAUUUAAAUAUACUUGUGUAAAGGAUGACCACUGCUCACAGAGCCAGGAAAAGAAGGUUCUCUGUAUUUAAGGAAAGGGAUUGGUAAUCUUUCCAGUCAGGCCUGAUAAAAUACAGCUUUAUUCCGUUUAUUUGUUCUAUUGAUAGGGCUUCUUCCAGUCUUCCAUCAGAGCCACAUUACAGUCACCGCCAACGCAUAAUCUAUAAAAGGUUUUCCCUUACCUUUGUCAUUGUAAUAAAACAUAGAUUUCUGUUGUAUAAAAGGACCAUAAACUAAUAAGGCUUUUCAAUUUAAUUUGCUUUUAUUUCUCAUUUGUUGCCGUCGAAGCUGUGUUGAUAUUGAUCGAAGUUUACAGGGAAUAGUUUGGACGCCCGCUAAUUGUGUUGUUAUUGAUGGUGGCUGGUAUGGAGUCUGUUUUGUUUUGGGUUGUUUUUUUGUUUUUCUUAAAGUAAUUUGUAUGAUUUGAAGAAAUUGGAUUUUCACAUUGUUUUUCAAUUACUGACAUUAUUAUGUGCCCUACAACAUUAACAGAUAUCAUUCAUGGAAGUGGUCUGAAAGUCAGUUGUUGAUAAGGUUGUAAGUGAUUUCGAGAGAGCAGACUGUCAUUACAGGCAGCUCCUCUGAGGUAUUCAUAAAACACCAUUCCUAAUUUAAGAUCACAGUACACUGGGGAGAAAACAGCUCAUGUGACCUUUUUUUUUUUGCAGACAGUUUGUAUGAUACAGUGUGGGACAAUGUGAUUAGAUGACAUGAAUGUAACUUGUGUUUUUUAUAAAAUCUACGGCUGCCACGUAACUGGCAAGUCUUCUGUUCAUAAUAAAACAACAAUGACUGAAA